Molecule: messenger RNA, 408 nt
Organism: Echinops telfairi (small Madagascar hedgehog)
Lineage: Eukaryota; Metazoa; Chordata; Mammalia; Afrosoricida; Tenrecidae
Product: 60S ribosomal protein L37a-like
Exons: 2
Coding region: 1-408 (135 amino acids)
Biological process (GO): translation
Cellular component (GO): ribosome
Molecular function (GO): structural constituent of ribosome
Source: RefSeq, a predicted model, not a curated record
AUGGCCAAACGCACCAAGAAGGUCGGGAUCAUGGGCAAAUAUGGGACCCUUUAUGGUGCCUCCCUCAGGAAAAUGGUGAAGAAAAUUGAAAUUAGCCAACAUGCCAAGUACACUUGCUCCUUCUGCAGCAAAACCAAGAUGAAGAAACGGGCUGUGGGCAUCUGGCACUGCGGUUCCUGCAUGAAGACAGUAGCUGGUGGAGCCUGGACCUACAACACCACCUCUGCUGUCCCAGUCAAGUCUGCCAUCAGAAGGCUGAAGGGAUUAAAGACCAAUAGAUGCUCCUCUAGCAAACCUCUCUGGCUGGCUCAACUGCCCCAUCUGUGUAAGCGAGCAAGCAAGGACCCAGAGGGAAGCUACACAGAGAGCCGGCAGCUGACAACUGAGGAGGAGAAGCCAGAGCUGUAG